Molecule: messenger RNA, 1282 nt
Organism: Cicer arietinum (chickpea)
Lineage: Eukaryota; Viridiplantae; Streptophyta; Magnoliopsida; Fabales; Fabaceae
Product: purple acid phosphatase 18-like
Molecular function (GO): metal ion binding; acid phosphatase activity
Source: RefSeq, a predicted model, not a curated record
AACAAGAAGUUAGAAGACAAAAAUUUGGUAAAUGAAUACGAUAAUAAAAAAGAAGAUCGGAAGUACUAUGUUGUCUUGUCGUGCUCUUCCUUCCAGCAGUUACUGUUACACCCAACUUUGACACCAUUUUUAAUAUCAUCACCAUCAUGGAACUAAUCAAAUUCAUUCUUGUUACUAUUUCAACGCUUCUAAUUUCUGCAACCAUCACUGCUGAAUACGUUCGCCCUUUACCUCGAAAUACCUUAAACAUCCAAUGGCCAUGGGAUUCAAAAUCUCACUCUUACCCUCAACAGGUGCACAUUUCUUUGGCCGGAGACAAGCACAUGAGAAUUACAUGGAUAACUGAAGACAAACAUUCAUCUUCAUUUGUAGAAUAUGGAACAUUACCUGGUAGAUAUGAUUCAAUGGCUGAAGGAGAAUGCACCUCUUAUAAUUAUCUGUUAUAUAGCUCAGGAAAGAUACACCAUACUGUAAUUGGACCUUUGGAACAUGACACCGUGUACUUUUACCGAUGUGGUGGACAAGGUCCUGAGUUUCAGCUCAAAACUCCUCCGGCUCAAUAUCCAAUUACUUUUGCAGUGGCAGGGGAUUUGGGUCAAACUGGUUGGACUAAAUCAACAUUAGAUCACAUUGAUCAAUGUAAAUAUGAUGUUUACCUUCUUCCGGGUGACCUUUCAUAUGCUGAUUGUAUGCAACAUCUUUGGGACUCGUUUGGUAGACUAGUGGAGCCACUCGCUAGUGCGAGGCCGUGGAUGGUAACAGAAGGAAAUCAUGAAGAGGAGAAUAUACUAUUUUUGACGGAUGAAUUUGUAUCGUAUAAUUCUAGAUGGAAAAUGCCGUUUGAGGAAAGUGGAUCAACUUCAAAUCUGUAUUAUUCUUUUGAAGUUGCAGGUGUUCAUGUUAUCAUGCUAGGGUCUUAUGCAGAUUAUGAUGAGUCCUCAGAACAAUACACAUGGCUAAUGGCAGAUCUGUCAAAGGUGGACAGGACAAGGACACCUUGGCUGCUUGUGUUAUUUCACGUGCCAUGGUAUAAUAGUAACAGAGCUCAGCAAGGUGCAGGGGAUGAUAUGAUGGCAGUCAUGGAACCAUUGCUUUAUGCUGCUAGUGUUGAUUUAGUUAUUGCUGGUAAUGUUCAUGCUUAUGAACGUUCGAAACGUGUGUAUAAUGGAAGAUUGGAUCGUUGUGGUGCUGUUCAUAUAACUAUUGGUGAUGGGGGAAACAGAGAAGGCUUAGCUCAUAGGUAAGUUAUAUCUGCUAGUCGCAUAAUAUAAAAAUCUGUUUC